Molecule: messenger RNA, 4384 nt
Organism: Antechinus flavipes (yellow-footed antechinus)
Lineage: Eukaryota; Metazoa; Chordata; Mammalia; Dasyuromorphia; Dasyuridae
Gene: CDA
Product: cytidine deaminase
Exons: 4
Coding region: 16-666 (216 amino acids)
Cellular component (GO): cytosol
Molecular function (GO): cytidine deaminase activity; zinc ion binding
Source: RefSeq, a predicted model, not a curated record
GCCCAGGACACACCCAUGAGGAGGAGGAGGAAGGGGAGCGGGAGGGUGGAGCUAUGGCCCCAAGCCGGGCUCCUGUUAGUUGCUCCAGCCUCCACCCUUUUGGUUCCUAACUCCCAUCCCCAACUAGACAGCCACAGCUGCCUUCCUGCCGGCUCCCUGCCUACUGCUGACCUGAGAGAAGAGUUCCUCAAGGUCAAGGCCAUGGCCCAAGUACCCGUUAACCUGGAUCUGUGCCCAAGUACCUGGGAACCUUUGGAGCCAGCUCAGAUUCAGAAGCUCAUCAGCAGGAGCCAAGAAGCCAAGAAGUUUGCCUACUGUCCCUACAGUAACUUCCCAGUGGGGGCAGCUCUCCUGACCCAGGAUGGGAAGAUUUAUUCAGGAUGUAACAUAGAAAAUGCCGCCUACCCAUUAGGCAUCUGUGCAGAACGCACUGCCAUUCAGAAGGCCAUCUCGGAAGGACACAAAGAGUUCCGGGCUAUUGCUAUCACCAGUAACUUGAAGAAUGACUUUAUCGCACCAUGUGGAGCCUGUAGACAAGUAAUGAGAGAGUUUGGAAAACACUGGUACGUCUACAUGACAAAAGCAGAUGGUACGUAUGAUGUCAGCACCGUCCACGAACUCCUGCCUAGAUCAUUUGGACCAGAUGACCUGAAGAAGUCCAAGUAAAGCCUGACAAUGGAGUUGUCCAACUGAAAGCCUUUUCAAGCACCUGUGCAGAUUCCCUCUUAGAAUUUUCCAGUAUCAUCAUCCCCACUGCAACAUGAUAUGACUUUAUCCAAUGCUGCCUAGGUCGGAAGCACUGACUGCAUCUCCUGUUCAGUCUCGAGACCUCUUUACCAUUUAUAUUUGAAGUGCCUUGAAUAUACUGCCUAGUAAUAAUGGAAAGUACAGCAAUCCGGGAGUCCAGAGGCCUGUGUUGUAUUCCCAGCUCUGCCUCUAACUUCCUAUGUGACCUCAGAAGUUCACUCUGAACUCUGCAAGCUUCAGUUUCUUUUGUUAUCAAAUCAGAAUGUUGGCCUAAAUCAGGGACUCUUAAGUUUGCAUCCUGGAUAUACUGCAACAUAUUUAGCAUAUAUAGGACUGCUUGCCAUCUUGGGGGGGGGAGGGGGAGGAGGGAGGGAGGGAGGGGAAAAGACGAGACAUAAGCGAUUGCAAGGGAUAAUGUUGUAUAAAGAUUAUCCUGGCAUGGAUUCUGUCAAUACAAAGUUAUUAUUAAAUAAAAUAAAAUUUAAAAAAAAAAAGUUUGCAUCCUGGACAGUCUGGAGAAGUCUAUGGAUCCCUUCUCAAAAGAAUGUUUUUAAAUACACAAAAUAAAAUACAUAGAACUGAUUUUAUUGAAAUACUAAUAACAAAAAAAUGUUUUUUUUUCAAAAAUAACAACAAAAACGAGUUCAUGGAGUCCAGGUUAAGAACCUCUGACCUAGUUAGUCUCCAAUUCACAGUUUUCCAAUUCAAACAUUCUGUGUGUUAAGGUCCAUCCUAUGUGUUCCAGCUCAGAGCUAACAUUCUACUGUUCUCAGCUGUCCGUAGAAACUGUACCAAUCUGAAAUCCUGCUGAGAGCCAAGACCUCUCUCCCCAUCUCCAUUUUCUGUUGUGGAUAGAGUCAAGAAGUAAUUUUAAGUAAGUAAUUUAAAAAAUUAUCCAAUUUCUAUUUUAAUUCUCCAUUGCUGGAACCAAAAUAAUCACUCUUUGGUGGCCAACAUUCUGAUGAUUGUAGCUGGAGCCAUGGGGGCCAAAGUCACUGUGUAUUCAUAAUUUAAGUCCAGCUUCGUCUCUGGAUGCUGCACCUCCUACUCCAUGAGCUCCAAGCCCAAACCAAAAGAUGUGAUUCCUCCCCAAAUGUCACUCAAAAACCCAAAAUGUCAUAACAACCAAGAAAGGACAUAGACCUCUGCUGUUUAAGUGUCAAAUGUCCUUUCUGGGUUGUUGUAUAAUUUGCAUGGUAUCGGUCCCAUCCAAUCUCAAACUUAAGAGGAAAAUGAUCCUCCAUGGUCCUGUCAUUUCUUUUCCUGAAUCCUUGAUACAAUAUUCUUGGGGUAUUAAAUUAUUAAUGUUAAUGAAGUUGCUAUAAAUAUGAUAGACACCCUCAACUAGCCUAUGCUCAGGCCUUGCUCAUUCCAGCCCAUACUCAAUUUAACCAGUUUAUUCACAAAUCCAAUAGAACAAGGAUAAUCAAUAAGACAAGCCUGAUUAUUGGCCUUCAUUAUCUUCUCCCAUUGUAUUAUUUCACUGUCAUUUCUUUUCCUGUGUUUACCACAAAGCCACCUUCAUAUACUUUAUUUUUGUUUGUUUUUGAGAGGUAAUCAGAGGUUGUGACUUACCCAGGAUCACACAGCUGGUAAGUAUCUGAGGCUGAAUUUGCACUAACCUGAACUCUGGUUCUCCUGACUCCAGGCCUGGAGCUCUGUCCACUGGCACACAGCAUCUGUCAGUUGAACCUCUUUAUCCAUAGUGAAAUAACAUCCAACCAACCAGACCCAAUCAGAACAUUCCUCAUCAGUGUCUUGACUUCAAAAUAUUCUUGCCUGAAGUCAGGAACUCUAUGGACACAAUUACAAAACACUUCCCACACAAAUAAAGUCAGAUCUAAUCGGAAAAAUAUCAAGUGCUCAUACAUAGGCCAAGCUAAUAUAAUAAAAAUAACAAUACUUCCUAAAUUAUUCUACUUAUUCAAUGCCAUAUCAAUCAAAUUCUCAAGAAAUUAUUUUACAGAAUAGAAAAAAUCUGGAAGAACAAAAGGUGAAGAAUUCCAAGGGAAUUAAUUUAAAAAUGCAAAUAAAGGUAACCUAGAUCUACUAGAACUCAAACUUAUAUAAAGCAGUGGUCAUCAAAAUCAUUUGAUACUGGCUGAGAAAGAGUAGUCAAUCAAUAAGAUAGAUUAGGUUCACAAGACACAAUAUAAUCAAUGACUCUAGUAAUCCAGUGUUUGAUAAACCAAAAGACUCCAGCUUCUAGGAUAAAAACUCACUAUUGCCAAAAAUUGCUGGGAAAAUUUGAAAUUAGUAUGGCAGAAAUUAGACAUUGACCCACAUCUAAUAUUCUAUACCAAGAUAAGGUUGAAAUGGGGUCAUGAUUUAGACAUAGUGAUACUAAAAGCAAAUUAGAGAAACAAAGAAUAAUCUACCUCUCAGAUCUAUAGAGAAGGAAGGAAUUUGUAUUUCAUAACGUACUCUAGUUUUUCUUUGGCCCCAAAGUGUAUAAUUUUGAUUAUAUUUAAAUUAAAAAAUUUUUGCACAAACAAAACAAAUGCAGUCAAGAUUAGAAGGGAAGCAAUAAACUGGGAAAAUUUGUUUAUAUCCAAGUAUUCUAAUAAAUGCCUCAUUUCUAAAAUAUAUAGAGAAUUGACUCAAAUUUAUAAUAAUUCAAGCCAUUCUCCUAUUGAUAAACAAUUGAAGGAUAUGAAUGGAUAAUUUUCAGAUGAAGAAAUUAAGAGCAUUUCUACUCAAAUGGAAAAAUGCUCUAAAUCACUAUUGAACAGAGAAAUGUAAAUUAAGACAACUCUGAGGUACCAUGACACACCUCUCAUGCUGGCUAAGGUGACAGGGAACGAUAAUAACAAAUGUUGGAGUGGAUGUGGGAAAACUGGGAUACUGAUAUAUUGUUAGAGUUAUGAAUUGAUCCAACCAUUCUGGAGAGAAAUUUGGCACAAUGCUCAAAGGGCUAUCAAACUGUGCAUACCCUUUGAUCCAGCAGUGUCUCUACUGGGCUUGUAUCCCAAAGAACAUAAAAACAGAAAAAGGACCCACAUGUGCAAAAAUGUUUGUGGCAGCCCUUUGUGUAGUGGCAAGAAACUGGAAACUGAGUGGAUGCCCACCAGUGGGGAAUGGCUGAAUAAGUUUUGGUAUAUGAAUGUAAUGAGAUAUUAUAUGUAUAAGAAACAUUCAGCAGGAUGAUUUCAGAGUGGCCUGGAAAGACCUACAUCAACUGAUGCUAAAUGAAGUAGAACCAGGAGAACAUUGUACAUGGCAACAGCAAGAUUAUACGAUUAUCAACAGUGAGGUGAUUUCAGGCCAAUUCCAAUAGAUUUGUGAUGGAGAAAGCCAUCUGCACCCAGAGAGAGGAUUGUGCAAACUAAGAUCACAACAUAGUAUUUUUACUUUUUUUAUUGUUGUUUGCUUGCAUUUUGUUUUCUUUCUUUUUUUUCCUUUUUGAUCUGAUUUUUCUUGUGUAGCAUAAUUGUAGAAAUAUGUAUAGAAAAAUUGCGCAUGUUUAACAUAUUGGAUUACUUGCCAUCCAGUAAGUAAUGGAUGGUAAGGAGAUAAGAGGAAGAAAGAAGAAAAAAAAUUUGGAACACAAUGUUUUGCAAGGGUGAAUGUUGAAUAUUACUUAUGCAUAUGUUUUGAAAACAAAAAGCUUUAAUACUAAAUAAAAUUCAGAAAAUAA